Messenger RNA from Protopolystoma xenopodis, 747 nucleotides. The record is from the annotation of a GenBank genome assembly. Lineage: Eukaryota; Metazoa; Platyhelminthes; Monogenea; Polystomatidea; Polystomatidae.
AUGCCAAAGAUAUUUUUUGUCCCGUUUUUUUGUUAUCAAGUCCGAGAUUCUAAGGGAUUUCUUGUCGGCCAUACUCUGGAGUUUUUGAAAAUCUUCAUUAGCCAGAAUCCUGGCCUGCUCGUGCCUGUCAAUGGACCAAGUCUACGGUCCAAUGCUGGUGUUUGGGUCUGCUAUAGCAGAGGAUUUCGGACAAAGUGUGUCCAGCUGGGUUCCACUGAUAAUACUGCGAAGUUACGCAAACGAGGUCAGAUCAAAAUGGAUUUUUGUUACACUACGGUGUUCGGACAGAAAAAUGCCUACACCACGGUAUUAUUUGUUCAUAUUGACCAAACGCCGGCCCCCUUCUCCGCCUCCGCUAUCUUAUCAUCUUCAUCUGUUCCUGCUACUCUACCAGUUGGUUUGGACAGUCGACUUUCUUCUAAUGCUAUCAGUCCAGACGGCGCUGGUGGUACUGCUGGUUGUGCUGAGGUUGGAGUUGCAUUAGACUCUGACCGAGCCGCUAAUCAAAUCACGGGAUCAGGCUUACCUGCAGCUCAAGUCGGUGGUAUUAGUGAUGUCAAUAGUGACACCAGUUACCUGUGUGUAGAUGCCGAGAGAUGCAAAUGCAGUCCUGCAGACUUAGCUCUGUUGGCUGAGGAGCAUGGCGGUCUGACCGGUCUGGCUCGCAUGGCCUGGGAGGAGGAGACGGGCAAUUGGCACAGGCAAAAAAUUAGUUAUCAUAUACUUGAUUUUCAUCAAUUUAGAUAG